AUGGCUGACAUUAAGGAUGAUCAGCAGCAGCAUCAGCUGCAGCAUGCUGCUGAUCCCCAGCACCAGCAGCAAGAGAAGCUGGAACAGCACGAGCAGCAGCAGCAGCAGCAGCACCAGCCUUCUCUUUCUCUCUCGCUGCAGGAUCGGCAGGAGUCGCUAAGCCCUGAAGACUUGCAGUCGUUCUUCUCCAAUAUAGAAGAGCCAAGUCCUCAUAUGUCUUCCCCUGCUGAUGAAUACCGUCCUUUAGGGAGUCCUCGCUACAGUGUCUGGGGCGCGGGGCGGCAGUCUGUUUUAUGGUCUGGGGUAUCUAGCCAGAGCUCCGUGAGUGAGGAGGAGAGCCAAACCCUAGAAGAAGAAGAAGGAUGGUUUAAUUUUAUAAGAAAUGUUUUUCCUCAUUUCUUUGGUGGUGAUGCAAUUAAACAAAGACAAGCAAAACUUCUUCUUCUUGAAGCCCUUGAUCAUUUCGAUCUUAUUAAUGAUUUGUUUUUUAUAAUUAGGGUUUCUUUAGUGUUAUGGCGUCGUCGAGGGUUUCAUGAAUUACCUAGUUUACGUUUUGUGUUGCUAUGGUUGGGGUGUUUGCGUCUUUUUAUCCCACUUGCCGUCUUUGGUGAAAUUAAACGCUCCGGAGUGGAGUGCCCUCAGGCGUUAUUUAUGUUUGAACGAUUGACCUGGACAUUUCAAUUAUUAAUGCGAGCUGUUGAAGAUUUACCACAAUUACUUAUGUCCUUUAUUUAUCUUAUUAAUUGCGGCAAAGAUAAUUACGCAAUUGCUGUUAUUAGCUACAGCACGAUUAUGUUUAUUAUUACUUCUAUAAGAAUGGGCAAAAGAUAUCCAUUUAAGGGAACACUUUAUCUUUUAUUCUCUUCAAGAGCUCCCAUAGACGACCCUGUAGCCCAAGAAGCAGCUCCAACAACCACAGAAAUAACCCUCUUUAUGUCCUUUGGUAAACCUCUUCGGCAUGUGGAGUGCUGCCAGCGCGAUCGGUCUACGAUAUGCAUCGCGGAUAUGGAAACCCUGUAA
This is a messenger RNA of Eimeria maxima, 1020 nucleotides long. RefSeq names its product Conserved Plasmodium membrane protein, related. The record is from RefSeq and is a predicted model, not a curated record. Lineage: Eukaryota; Apicomplexa; Conoidasida; Eucoccidiorida; Eimeriidae. The transcript has 10 exons. The coding region runs from base 1 to 1020 and encodes 339 amino acids.